AAGUUCACGAGGACCAUGGACGAUUGCAAACGAUAUCUGAAGCAAUUGUACGACAGUAACAAGAACCUUGGACUGAUCUGCAGCUCGUCGGAAUUCAGUAACGGAUCAUCGAUCAAGAACUUUUGGUCGGACACUCAGGUAACCAGACGGAAACUCGUGACGAGACCGUUGACAAUCCAUUCGACCCCGUUCCAGCAGCAGAGGUACGACAGACGAAGGAAUCUACUCGACUUGACCGAAGAAUUCCGCAAAGACAAGGAGAAUGAAUCGGGACAAGGGGAAUGUCCGGAGGACAAGAACUUGAGGAACACGGACCGAACCAAGGACGACUACUUGGAGUUGUUGAACGCGAUAUACCCGAUUCUGCGACUGGUCGACGAACGUUUGUUACCGUCCAAUAUGAAUAUCAAAUUUUAUUCCGACAUGUUCGCCAAGCGGUCGCCUUCGAGCUCUUUGACUCGUGCGUGGUACGAUCGGAAGAAGUACGUGGAAACGUCCCAGGAAGCUCUGUACCAGGUGAUCAAAAAAUUGGAAAGUUUGCAUAAUGUCGUACGUACGUACGAGUUGGAUAACGUCGGAGCAAGGGCGCCGGGAAGAGAGAUAGAACGGAGCAACAGAUUCAGUAGCGUUUGCCAAAACAAAUUUGUCUCGGUUACUGCGGAGAAUGAUGGUUGGAGUAAAAAUAGGAAAAAGGAGUCUAAGGAACGAUCGAGUUCGAUCAGCUCCGAGCAGUACGAGAGCGACGAUACAGGUAGAAGCUCGAUAGUGUCCGUUCAAAAUUAUACCAAUACAUUCAACACGUAUGCUUAUUGUUCGCUGAUCGGAAACACCGAGCCGAGGACGUUCUCGUCCUCGAAGGAUCACGGAUUGGGAAUGAUGAGGAACGAUCAGGCAAUAUAUUCCACCAACGUGAAAUACGGAAAGGUACCCGAAAGGGCGUACUAUACCAUCUCGUCGGACUCCUCGGCGGAAAAAAAUGUUACAAAGCGAAGAGUAUCGGGAAGCUUGGCGUCGUCACCGGUCGUAAACGUCGACGACGAUCGAACCGAGUCGUUCGGUGUCGCUGAACGAUAUCCGGUUCCGAUGGAGACCGACGAGGACGUGAUAGUAUCACCGACUUCGAGUCGCACGGAAAUGUCCAAGGACAGCGAAUUAGAGGACAAGCCAACCGCGGUGUUGCUCCAAGAAGCGUUGCAAUUUAAGAAAGCGUUAUUAACGCGCGUCGAGUUGGAGAAAAUAUGCUUCGUAGAGGACGAGAAAGGAGAGGCAACCGAUCGAACUACGCCGGAUCACGGCAAGUGUUUCUACGUCAACGACGAUCUGCGACCCCAUUUGGACAUAAUUUCGGAGGAGCAGUCGGUCAGCAGUUGGACGGAAAAGACCAGCAGGACUUGUAUGUUUUUCAAUUUGAAGCAGGACGAGCGGUUGAACGGCGAUACAUCGAAUUUCACUGGGCAGAACGAUAUCAGGGAUUCGAACGGGAACGCGCAUAAGAAACACUUGGACUCGGUGCACAAUUUCGACUCAGCCUCCGAGUACUUUAGUUUGAGCAAUAUAAUUCGAGAUGGAAAUGAAAUGGAUCGUGAUCGCUUCGAGGAGAAUACACCUCUGAUCAGUAGUUUACAAGUGAAAUAUUUGAACGAUGCUCCGAACGAGUCCGACGAGAAACUUGUCAAGAACGCGACGGAUAUGAACGAGCAAGAAAUAGGUUUCGAUUACACGCAGGAGAAAGAGAGUUUCCGAGAGCAUUUUACACGUAUGAACAGCCUAAACGAGUUCAUAAAUCGGAACGUCAACAGUGUGGAACUGUUUUCUCAAGAUUUGGACGAUGCACGUACAGAGGAGAACAUCGGGAAUUUGGAUCAGGACACGGGUUUCAACUUUUUCAGUUCCGAGUCGCUGAAACGAUACGCGAAUGUCACGUGUACCGCGAGUCUAUCGAACGGAAACGGUGACCAGGAACUGUCUCCUCACAGCCCGAAUUUGACUUUAAAAAGGAACCCCGGCGCGUGUUCGCUGAUUGAACAACCGUUGAUGCGCACAAACGAGAGACCGGGGAUGAUUCUGACCGAGGAUCCGACGUACGAAUUGUUAGCCUCCGACAGUAAAGGAACUUGGUUGGAAACGAGUUUGAUGCAGGAAUCGUUGACGUCCAGCAUAAAUCAAUCGAACGACUCUAACGUUCCGGAACCGUCGUCGGUGACGGCACUGAUCGACAAAUCGUUGGAAGAAGAGAAAUUAAAUAUAGACUGGUUGAACGACGACAAUGGCUUUAGCGACGACUGCGACGAUCAUCGGGACAUAAAGACCUACUCCGCGAAUACCAUCGUUCUUCAAAAGUGCGAUGCAAGGAACGUCGGCAGUUGUAAAGAGCGUGAUGCGCUUCGAAAUGGAAAAAGUAGUUCGGUCACGCGAGACUCAUUUACCGAGUUCAACAGGGGAGAAUUGAUCGACGAGGCGGACUUGUACAAAUCUUACUCGAACCUCGUGUCUGCGCACAGUAGCAUGUAUUUCACGGACGAAGGACCGGCUUCUACUACGAAAUUAAACGAUGCGCGUCCGAAAGCUCUUGAAGAGCGGUUGCGAUCGAAUUUGUACAAGGAGCAAAACACAUUGGAAAUUGGAGAUAUUGGAAAUCCCGAAGCUCUGUCUACUUGCACGUCGAAUGAAAAUAAAUAUAUCGACGAAUCUUGUGAGGAAUCGAAACGAUCACAGAAAAUUUCUACGGACAAGCUGGACAAACUACCGCCUGACGAACCGACAGUUUCCAAAGAAGAGACCAAGUCUCUCGUUGCUCGUAACCAUAUCGGCGACCAUGAUUUACUACCUGCGGACGUUGCAUCUGAUAGAAGGCCAUUCGUUUCACCGAGAAAUGAAGAAUUAAACAUGGAACGACACGUUGAUUUAUCAGAAAUGAAGGACGAGAGAACGAACUCGACCGUGAAAUCGUCGAGUCACGAAAGUUGCCCUUGGAAAUUGAAACGACCAAGUGGUCUACGAAACGUGAAGGGCUUAAAAUCCGAUUUGUUAAACACUGUUGAAGCUGAAUCGGAAGACAGUGCGAAUACGGUGCACACGAAGCUAAGAAAUUUGUCCGCGGAACCGAGACGACGUACUACCGACGAUAAUAUUAAAUUGGAUAGAAAAAGAUCCCGAUCUCAAGUGAAUUUUCGAAUCGACGAACCGUCGGAAGACGGGAAUUCGAAAUUACAGCGGUCGUCGCUCGCUGCGAAUCCGAACGCUGAGCCAAAAUUAACGGGCCAGUUGAAAUCUUUAUCACCCACCCCGAGAACAUGUUCGAAAUCUUGUAUACCGAUUCUGAAAAGCCGAUUGGAAGCAGCUCGAAAGGCUGAGAACGAAUCACGGCCAAAGAGUCCGCUUAGAGGACCAUUGACCAUGACCAUGUUCUACACGGACAGCGUAUGCGAGACAAAUCAGGAUGUGUCGGACGAAAUUCAGGUGGAGGGUAAUCCGGUUGACAAAAUGCGUAACGUACAAAGAACGAGCGAAAGCGGUAACCAUAAGCAAGAAUCGACGAGAGCGUCGCGCAUUGAACGAGAUACGAGUAAAACUAUGGACGGUGUCGCUCCUCAAGAGCAGAUGGUGAUAUACGUAAACAUAUUCACAAAAUAUGACCACAAUGCGACGAGAAUAAUAGAUCCGAAUAAGUUUUUGGAAUACAUGAAGAACAAAAAGUCAAGUACAGAAAAAUUGGACGGAAAUCAGAACGGUAAAAAGGACGUAGAAUUUCGAAAUGCUUUCGCGACGAGUGAGGAGAACGUGACGCAGAAAAUUGUUACCGUCGUUUCCUCCGUUAUAGAUGGCAAUGAAUUAGAUCAAACGACGACUAACGUGUCCGAAUCAAAAACCCAGAACAUCUCGUCGUCUAACGUUUUGUUAAAUGGUAAAUUAAAAAAUUUAUGUUUCCUGUCGGUCGAACAAAGGGAAAUCGACGUGACCGCUAAGCCUUCCGUCAUGGACACGAGUACGUCCAUAUCGGACUUAGAAAAUGUUUCGGGGACAGCGAGAAACAAAUUCCAAAUAUGCGGAACGCCUAAAGAGCUGAACAACGAGGAAUACAUAGCGUUACUCGAAAUUCUACAUCAGGAAUCGAACUCGGUGCACCUACAGGAGUUGCAAAACGUCUGUACCAAACUCUCCUCCGCUCGAACCAAAAUUUAACGGAUACAAAUAACGUCGUUUCUCUACGCUUGAUGAAAUUUGCGAUUGAUAAUCGUCUAUAAUAUAUUCUUUUAUAAUAUUGGACUUUUUAUUUUCUAGUACAGGACACGAUGCUCCGCGUAAUAUGCUAUGUAUAUAUUGUGUACUCGUACUUGCUUUGGAGGAAAUAUAUAUUUUUUACACGA
This is a messenger RNA of Ceratina calcarata, 4367 nucleotides long. RefSeq lists its product as uncharacterized. The transcript has a single exon. The coding region runs from base 16 to 4182 and encodes 1388 amino acids. The record is from RefSeq and is a predicted model, not a curated record. Lineage: Eukaryota; Metazoa; Arthropoda; Insecta; Hymenoptera; Apidae.